AUGCCACUGAAUCAGACUUCUUUUCCUGGCAACCUGCACUUGGUCUUGGUGCUUCGCCCCACCGGCUUGUUAAGCUCCACGCCCAGUCCGUCCUCCAGCACAGAUCUGGGCUUUCGCUUCAGUCAGGAUGACUUCCUGCUAAAGAUGCCAGUGGUGAUGCUGCGCUCGGUUGGUGACCUGCUGCGUUAUAUCGAUGAAAACCACCUGGCGUCAGAUUUUACUGCAAAGGUGGAAUAUUGUCAGAGUGACUGGGUCCUUCUACGAUCGUCCAUUGAGACCUUUGCAGUGACAGUGAAGGAGAUCGCCCAGCAGCUGCAGGGAUUUGGCUCUGAGCUGUCAGAGACCGAACUCCCAGAUGAAGCUAAUGCCAUUGAGUUCCUGCUUCACUCCCACACACAUCGAUACAGACAGAUGAAGGAUGAUAUCCGGGGGGUGCUGAAAGAAGGACGGCUGCUGCUGUCAAACCUGGAAACGCUUAAAGCUGCUAAAAGAGACGUUGCUGAGGAGAGGGAAAUACAAGCCGACAUGGAGACUGUUCAUAGGCUCCUGGCACAGCUUAGAGACAUGGAGGAGGCAUUUGAUGGUUUCUUUGAAAAACAUCACCUGAAGCUGCAGCAAUACCUCCAGCUGCUGCAUUAUGAAAGCAGCUUCCAUCAGAUGGAUGAGGUGCUGGAGCGGCUCUCUGCCCAGGAGAAGGAAAUCGCCUCUGUGGGAACUACCGUUGUUCAAACAGAGCAGCUACUUAAAGACCUGGACAGUCUGGAUAAACGUGCUCAGGAAGAGAUGACUCGUGCCCAGGUUGUGAUUUUGCAUGGUCACCAGUUGGCUGCUAACCACCACUACGCUCUGGCACUCAUCGUCCAGCGCUGCAACGAGCUGCGACAUCUCUGUGAUGUCAUCAGCACUGCCAUACGCACCAAGCGAGCUUCGCUCACCCGUACAAGAGACCUGCUGGUGCGCCUUGAGGAGGCUCUUCGUUGGUGUGAUGAGGGGGCUUAUCUGCUCGCCAGUCAGAUGGUGGACAAGUUCCAAACCAAAGAGGGAGCUCAGGAAGCGCUGCAGUACCUGAGCAGCCACCAGGAGAGGGCGCCAUCUGUUCUAAAAAACAGUCAAGACACCGUGAGCCUGGAGUUUGAAGCUGUACUCACACCACAGCUGCAGUCCCAGAUCACUAUGGUGAAGGACAAGCUGAGCUCGGUUCAGUGCAUGAUUAGAAACAGAGAGCAGUGUCUGAAGAAGCUGGCAGAUGUCCAGGUUCGACCCAUACAGCUGGUGGCGCCUCGGCCUGAACCGGAUCAGACCGUACUCCGCUGCAAGUCACCUCUCUUCUCACCAAAACACGGUGUCGACUUCAACGUCUUAAACUCCAAAUUCUCAUUUGAUCUGCUUCCUGGCAAAAGGGCUGCUAGGAGAAACAACAGCCCACGCAAGAUUGAGGUGAUGCAUGACUACCAAGGUAACCGCAGCUGCCUGUAUGGCCCCAACUCUGAAACUGAUUCAGAGGCAGAAGAUAAUCCAGAACAGGUCACAAGGCACGUUAUGAAGGAACUGAUAGCUACAGAGAGGAUCUAUGUGGAUGAGCUGCUCUCUGUUCUUCUGGGUUACAGGGCAGAAAUGGAGGACCCCUCCAUGUCUUAUCUUAUUCCCCCGGAGCUGCGAAGCCAGAAAGACGUUCUGUUCGGCAACAUGCCUGAGAUCUACCAGUUCCACAGCAGGAUCUUCCUCCGAGAUCUCCAGGGUUGCCUGGAGAACCCAGAGAGGGUCGGGGCCUGCUUUCUGCAGCGGAAAGACAAAUUUCAGGUGUACGAGCGUUACUGCCAUAACAAGCCCUGCUCUGAGCUACUUUGGAGACAGUGUUCUGAUUCGCCCUUUUUCCAGGAGUGCCAGAAGAAACUGGACCAUAAGUUGGGCCUGGAUUCAUAUCUUCUGAAACCGAUCCAACGCCUAACUAAGUACCAGCUGCUGCUUAAGGAGCUUUUGAAACACUGUGUGGAGGACCAGUACCGCUGUGAGCUCCAGGAGGCACUUGACUCCAUGUUGGAGCUGCUGAAGUCUGUCAAUGACUCCAUGCAUCAGAUAGCCAUCACUGGAUACCCGGGGGAUAUUAGACAGCUGGGCCGCAUUAUACUCCAAGGGAGCUUCAGCGUGUGGAUCAGCCACAAACGGGCAGCGGUGCGAAUGAAGGAGCUGGCUAGAUUUAAACCCAUGCAGCGACAUCUCUUCCUUUACGAGCACGCCCUGCUCUUCUGCAAGAGACGAGAAGAGGACAGCCAUGACAUCUUCUACAGCUUCAAAUCCUGCCUCAGAAUGAGUGCGGUGGCGAUCACAGAAACUGUGAAAGGAGAUGUGAGGAAAUUUGAAAUCUGCUACAGUGGCAGAGAAGUUGUAUACAUAGUUCAGGCUCCUACCGUGGAGGUCAAAGUUGCCUGGCUGAACGAGAUUCAAAAAAUACUCGCCAACCCACAGAAGAUAUGUCAAGACGAGGCUUCUUCUCUGCCGCUCACAGACAACUUCCUCUCUGACAGCACGUCAGAGAUGUGUGUGUCGUGGGACGGCGCGUCGGUGGGAGGCUGCUCAGCGUGUCUUCCUGUUCCUCACAGUUCCUCUGCGACAAGCCACUCCCACACCUGCAGAGCGGAGGACUCCACACGUUCCAGCCCUGCCCAUUCAGAGCCUGUGGUUCACUCACCUCGACGAAGUUGGCCUGCUCCUGCUCACUCUGUGGCGAUUUGUGAGGGUCUGGAGGACUGGGGAGCCACAGACCUCUCUGCCUUAUCUGACUCAGAUGAGGAGGAUCAACCUGCCCCACUGGUGGCAGGCAGGUAUAGGGUGAUGGUAGAAAGCAGCAUGGCCAGCGCCGAUGACAUCAUCUUUAACUGCGGCGAUGUCAUCCAGCUGCUUUAUGAGGAUUCAUCGGGAGUAUGGAUGGUGAAGAAUAUCAGUCGUGGUGAGGAAGGUCGAGUUCAGUCUGAGGACCUGCACAGGAUUCUGGGAGAAAGCUGCUGAGAGCCAUUUAAAAGUUCCUUUCUGCCAGAAAACUCAUAUCAUCCUUUAAUUUGCUAAACAAAUGUGGCCGUUUGAUUCAGUCGAGUCAGACUGAAAAACAGCAUCAGCCUCCAGAGAGCUGUGACAGGUUCCCCAUCAGGAGCUGAGUAUUACGGGACAGACCUCAGAAGACUGUUACAAUGGAAAGCACACAAGCCAUCACUAUCUACCUUCUCCAGCAAUGAUGCAGAAGAUUGUUUGGACCGGACCAGUUUGGUGGUUCCUUCUCAUACUUCCUAUGUGGACUUUUAUUUUAAAAUCAUAAAUGAUAUUUUCUUAUAAAAUAUUUAAAAAAGCAUAAUCAAAUGCUAUGGACGUAUCAUUUGUGUGCCAUACAGCAAAACUGACCACUGAAGCUUCUGUUUGUGAAGUUUUGUUUUGAGUGACACCUGCUGUGGCCAUCUUUGACAUUAUGGGAUGUAUUCUUUUUACGGGUGAAGAAAUCACCUCAUUAACUUUCUUAGAGCCCAUUUGCACUGGAAUAAGAAUGCACUAUAUAUUGAUAUAAAAUAUCAACCUCGCUGUUUUCACAGGGUGUUGGGGAGAUGUUUUUGCCAAUAGUCAUGUAAAGCUCUAACUUUGAGCGCAGACAAAAUGUUUAAAUGUAUGGUGGAGGAUGUUCUUUUUCUGGGUGGAUCAUCAAAAUAAGUCCUUCGUCAUUCUGAUGAUAUGUUAACGUAAGGCCGUCCUACGUGCUCGUCCCUAUUUUCACUUACCGGUGCGGUUGCGGUGAGUCUGGCAUAGCGGAAAAACUGCAAAUCUUCUUUUGGAAAGUAAGCUUGUAUGAGUGAUGCAAACAGCAACUUUUAAACGGAGCGUGCACAAGGAGAAAGGGGCUCAUGCACGGUCUUGCACGCGUUUAAAAGGCUUUCGGGAGUGGGUACAGCAUUAUGCAUGUGCAUUGAUUUUUUUUUUUUAGGUGGAGAGGACGGGACUUUUCAAAUAUUCGCAAAAAUCCUCCACUAUACCUUUAAGGCAAGGUAUUUGAGGUUAUCAUCAUGGGGUGAUAUGUGCUCGUCUUGGGUGCUCCAUAGCCGAUUCCAAUUGCAGUUAUAGUAAGUGAUCAUUGAUAUAGAUGCAGGCUUAAAGUUAAAACCAGCACAUCAUCACAUCCACGCCAGCAGUCUGCCCUGCCUCUGCUAUAACUCUAUUUAGAAGGAUCUUACCAAUCAGUUGAAAUAAAUAUUCCUCCAUUUCCAAAGCAAUAAAUAAUGGUUCGUCUUUAAAAAGAAGAGAUCAGUGUCCUCUCAGGUCCCUGUGAAAUACAGCCUCUAACUGGAAGGAAGUGGUGAUCCCUAAAAUAUCUGCCAAAACUAGUAGUUUGGAGGCUAAGAGAAUGAAUGGGUGGAGAAACUUUGAUUGAUUAUCAUACUGUGAUCAUUUAAAAUAUAAAAUGUAUUUAUUGAAUAUGGUUCCUUUUGAAUAUAUGCAUCAAAAUAUAUACUCAGACCACUGAAUCUGUUUAAUAUUUUAAGACAAAUGCAAUGACAAAUGUAUGGUUAGUCCUGCUAAGGUUACUGUCACUGGGAUUUUCCUUCACUUGCAUUCUGUCAUACCGCAUGUAUUGAAAAUACAUACCGUUUAUUUUCUCUACAAUUAAUAGGGUUGGAAGUGCAGAAAGUUACCCUAUGUGCGUGUAAAUUUAAACUGUUAAAAAUGCCUCAAAAGUUGCCACGCAGUAGAGUCAUUAACCCGAAUGGAGGUUUUCUAAAUUUGCUAAGAGUUACGGAGGCCUCAAAGAGUGUAGAGCGAUCUUAUUCUAGUGUAAAUGGUGAUAAAGUGAAAAAAGUCUUCCAGCUGCAUUUACCUAUAAUUGCAGAAGAAAAAGAACCUAAAUGGAUUAAAAUAACUGAUUUUGGAGUAAUCUUAAUUCCUUGCAUAUAUAACGGUGUUCAUCCUUUAUGCUUUUUUUUUUUUUUUUUUUAUCUUAUUUAUUCAUCUAUGAAUGUUCCAGUACAAAGGUGCAAAAAUAAAUCCAUCACCUUUGUACACCAAUGGUUUUAACUAGGGAUGCACGAUAUUGGGAUUUUGGCCGA
Messenger RNA from Cyprinodon variegatus (sheepshead minnow), 5081 nucleotides. RefSeq names its product proto-oncogene DBL-like (gene mcf2b). Gene Ontology annotation, cellular component: cytoplasm. The record is from RefSeq and is a predicted model, not a curated record. The transcript is spliced from 26 exons. Gene Ontology annotation, biological process: dendrite development. Gene Ontology annotation, molecular function: guanyl-nucleotide exchange factor activity. Bases 1 to 3006 code for a protein of 1001 amino acids. NCBI's taxonomy places the organism in Eukaryota, Metazoa, Chordata, Actinopteri, Cyprinodontiformes, Cyprinodontidae.